AUGAGAGCGUUGGGAGUAGUCGAAAAAAGUGUCAUAUUAUUAGUUGUUAUAUUUUUAAUUAAAAGUUCUGAUUCGCUGUUUAAAGUGACCAAUAUAAAAUGCCAGUGCUACGACAAGACCUUUUGCGAUUUUCCGCAGUGCGAAUUAAAGGUAUUGGGUCGAGGAAAAGUUGGCAUAUUUAUCUACACCAAGAUUUAUCAGCUACCCAUAAAAAAGUGCUUGUAAGAUUAUAGUUAUUGAGUGCCAACAGUAAUAACAAUAAUAUUUGGUUAUUUCCAGGUCAAUCUAAGCCUGUUUAGAAAGUUUAGUGGCUAUCGGCCCUUCAUGUACAAUGUCACCGUGGAUUUCUGCGAUUACAUCAGAAAUCCAAAGCGAUUUCCCUGGUUUGGCGUAGUCCACGAAACAAUGCUCAAUUUCACCAACGUAAAUCACAGUUGCCCAUACAAUCACGACCUCAUUGUAUCGAAGAUGGUUCUAAGUGAUAUAAUGUUGAAGAAGACCCCUUUCCAACCGGAUCGUACAUGUUCCAACUGA
Molecule: messenger RNA, 534 nt
Organism: Drosophila suzukii
Lineage: Eukaryota; Metazoa; Arthropoda; Insecta; Diptera; Drosophilidae
Source: RefSeq, a predicted model, not a curated record